GAAAGCAAAAGAUUCCAAACGAUGAAGCUGUUCGCACUGUGUUGUCUGCUGUUCGCUCUACUCGGAUGCCUGGUCUCUCCAAGCUAUGGCUCGCCAUCCCGUCACAGCGGAGGAGGAACUGGAGGAGCGCCUGGAGGAGCUGGAAAUCCUUUCAGACAGCCGCCCGCACCACGUCCUUUCAUCUAUGACGCGCCGAUCCGAAGACCGGGUCAACCAAAAACUAUGUACGCUUAAAUCAACAAAUGUGACUUAAUAAAUUUACUAAAUAUGAAAACAGAAA
Molecule: messenger RNA, 280 nt
Organism: Drosophila persimilis
Lineage: Eukaryota; Metazoa; Arthropoda; Insecta; Diptera; Drosophilidae
Gene: IM18
Product: immune-induced peptide 18
Exons: 1
Coding region: 22-234 (70 amino acids)
Source: RefSeq, a predicted model, not a curated record